Clonostachys byssicola is the source of this 876-nucleotide messenger RNA. The record is from the annotation of a GenBank genome assembly. NCBI's taxonomy places the organism in Eukaryota, Fungi, Ascomycota, Sordariomycetes, Hypocreales, Bionectriaceae.
AUGACGCUGGAAGAAAAGGAGAUGCCAUCGACCGAGAUCGAUGAAGGGUCAAUUAUCAGCAAGCAGCCAUCUGCCGAAACCGAAAGCACUGCCAACAAAAUCGCCUCCGAGACACGGAAUAGCUGGUUUCCGUCAUUCCGCGCAAUUCUCCCAACGUUUUUAUCUAAGGAACAACCCGGAACGGCAAUUACACGGUUAUUCGAUGAUGUACCUGGAUAUCCAAGAGUUGCAUUGAUUGGGCUGGAUUGGGGAGGAAAGAGCUUAUUGCUGGAAAAAUUCUUAUCGUCCCGGAGCAAAGAUAUCCAUCGCAUCAUGCCUACUAUCGGCACCAUCAUCGAGAUGGUUAGAUCAGAAACAGCGUCUUUCUACACAUAUGAUAUUGGAGGCUGUCGGCCGAAUUCCUACCGGCUCUUUGACCGAGCCAUGUUCAGAGAGGCGGAAGCGGUUGUUUUCGUGGUUGAUGCAAAUGACCGAGAUCGGGCUUUGGAGGCCCGUGAAGAGCUGAUGAUGGAAGGGCUCCUGGAUCCUGAAGGGAUGCGCAAAGAAACGCCGUUGCUGAUUUUAGCAAACAAACAAGAUCUUCCGAACGCAAGAAAUGCCGAGCAAAUAAAAACCUUCUUUGUUGACAGCAUAUCAACAUCCAUAGGUGAUCGUCCUUGUAAUGUAUUUGCAACUACAGCCACUACAGGGGAAGGCAUAGAAGACGCUUUCAGAUGGCUCGCAUCAACCCUAGCUGAGACAACCAAUAAUGAAAAGACGUCAAACCCGGCAGGCCAGGGCCGUUAUGGGACCAAAAGGCCUACGCCAGAGGAAGAAAUCCAGACUAUAUGGGAGACCUGCACUUAUGUGAAGAACAAGCCGAAAGCAGGCACAUGA